Saccostrea echinata is the source of this 3221-nucleotide messenger RNA. RefSeq lists its product as uncharacterized. NCBI's taxonomy places the organism in Eukaryota, Metazoa, Mollusca, Bivalvia, Ostreida, Ostreidae. The transcript has 3 exons. The record is from RefSeq and is a predicted model, not a curated record. Gene Ontology annotation, biological process: regulation of transcription by RNA polymerase II. The coding region runs from base 73 to 3156 and encodes 1027 amino acids. Gene Ontology annotation, molecular function: RNA polymerase II cis-regulatory region sequence-specific DNA binding; DNA-binding transcription factor activity.
UGACGCUGACGGAGGGAAAAAAGAAAGAAGAAUGGCUUUCGGUACUGAACAACAGAAGGAUUUCGGACAGGGAUGAUGGAUGCAGUGUUGGGUGGGACUAUGGGCGUGCUUAAACAAGAAGUAACCAUGGUGACAGACAUGAUUGACAAGCUCAAGGGUAGAACUCUUCCGGAAAACAACCUUACGAGAAGUCUGGGCAAUGAAACUAACAGUAAAAAUGAAUCCUAUGGAUGUCGCCAUUGCCAAGAAAAAUUUUCGACUUUGCUAAGUUUACAGCAACACAUUGUAUGUGAUCACACCGAAGAACUCAGGACAGAGCUAAACCAAUACCAGAGCAAGAGGCAACGACCCAUGGAUGACGGUAGUGCAAUCCAUCCAAAGAAACGCAAAAUUUUAGAAGCUGUGAAAGCUUCACAGGAGUGUACGCAGGAAGGCAAGGAGAGUAGGGUUAAGAAUUUGGAGAAUGGAUUUCAGAGUAAUGAUGAAGAUGACGAUGAUGAGGAAGACGAAGAUAGGUUAGUCAUCAGCACCUCACCCCCACCUCCAGAAAACACCAGCAAUGAUUCCUCAACUGUAGAGGAAUUUAUGUCAUACAGACAUAAAAAGUUGAAGAGGAAAGAUUAUUUUGAGACAAAAGGUGAGGUGAAAAAAGAAGAGGAAGAGCUGGAAAAGGAGUAUGAGAAAAUCAUCAACAGAGCCAAGAGGGAAAUUGACCAAGAAAAUCAUGAAAUUCGGGAAAAAUUAAAAAAGUCUAAGUUACUGUACACCACUUCAAAGUUUCCAGGACAUGUCCAAACUGAUACAUCUCCUGAGCAGAUGAAUACCAUUCAACCAGGUCACAUGUUUGGUGGCGCAUAUAAUAUGUCACAUCAAGAAAAUAGGGUGCCUUAUCCACCAGUGCCAGCAAAUCCAGGGACCCAACAGUCAAUGUAUCCAGCCAUAAAUAUGAAUAUGUAUGGAAACUUUGCCAUGCCUAUGAAUUUUCCUCAUCACCCUAUGAUGUUUAUGAACCCUGGGAUGUUCAUGCCUCCAAUGACCUCAAGUCAACCUACAAAUUAUAUUCCACAAGCAAAUCCAAUUCCAACAUCUCCUUUGCCUUCUAAAGUUGAUUCUGUAUCAAGCCCAAAGAUGUCACCAAAAAGGCAUGAGUCUCCAAAGCCGGAGAAACCUAAAACAGCACGCCAGUCUAAACCAAACCGCCGAAACCAGAAAGUAGAACGAAAGGGAAGUUUAUCAGAUGAUAAAAGUCAAUCAGAUGAGAAGAGUGAGGUUGUUGAGAUUUAUGAAUGUAAAGUUUGCAGUAGAAAAUUUUCACAAGUUGGAAAUUUUCACAACCAUAUGAAACUCCAUAAUGAAAAAUCCUGUAGCUGUGGUAUCUGUAAGGUUGAAUUUAGUGAUAGUUAUGAACUACAGCGACACAUGAGGACCACCCAUACUGGAAGCAUGCCGUAUAAAUGUAACGAGUGUGAUCGAGAAUUUAGCCAGUACAAUAACUUGAGAAGACAUCUCCGCGUUCAUAGCGGGAAGUCGUACAAGUGCCAUAUUUGUGGAAGAAGCUUCAACGAAGUUUUUUACUUGGAAAUGCAUAUUGGUUCUCACACAGGAGAGAGGACAUACAAGUGUGGGGUCUGUAAUCUGACAUUUAGAGACAAUGCAGAGCUUCAGAAACAUGUAAAAACUCACAGUGCGGAUGAACUUCAUACUUGUGAUGUUUGUGGAAAAUCCUUCAGCAAAGCCUGUGUUCUUCGCCAGCACAAGAAGAUGCAUUUGGGAAUCCGUCCAUACAAAUGUAAUAUUUGUGAAAAAGCCUUCAUUCAUCGCCAUCAUUUAACAAUUCAUAUGCGCAUGCACAAUACUUCUAAGCCAUACACUUGCAAGUUUUGCCACAGGGAAUUUACCCAAACUAGUCACCUGUAUAAACACAUUGAAAAACAACAUGAAGAGGAAAUCGGGAAAGCUGUUGAUCUCAAAUUGAAGAACGGAAAGAAAGGCAUUCCAUCUGCAGCAGAAAUUGAAGAAUUAUUCUGCAAGAUACAAAGUCCGUCCAAUUUGUCAUCUGCGAGCGUUGAUAGUGGAAAUAUGGAUAAUGUUGGGAGACCGAGAAGUGACUCCAAUGUCAGUCAAGCAGAUUCAGCCAUAUCACUGCCAAGAUCUAAUGUGAGUCAGAUCUCUGUAGAAACUCCACCUCCUCAUGAAUAUUCAUCAACUCCUCAAUAUUCACCCAUAUCUUCAGCAUCUAGUCAAUGUGACAAUGAAGUAAGGUCUCAUACGCCAACCAAUGAAUUUCUUCAAGUUCAUUCAAAAUCUGGAAGUGUUCAAUCCAUGGAAACACAUUAUGAUGACCAGUCAGCAAAAGAUGUUAAUAAGGACCUAAUGUCUCAUACAAACACUCAGGAAUACUCCACAGGAAAUCCCAUGCAAAGCAAAAAUAAUAUGCUUAUUACAAACGAAAGCCAGAAUGUCCCCAAAUAUAAUCCAGAUAACAUCAAAAGUACAUGUUUUAAAACAGAGAAGUUUGAUAUUUCUCUAGAUGUUGGUCGAAUAACUGACACAGACCAAGUUUCCCAGGAUUCAAAGAUGUGUGCAAAGAAUUCAAGCCUGAAGUCUGCCUCAUCACCUUGCUCAAGUUUGUCAUCUGACUCAGCUGUAGGAAUUUCUGAUCAAGCAAGCCCGCCUUCAGCCAUUUUAAGUCCUGACAGAAUCAAAGAUGAAAAACAUGAAGAAAAAGAAGAAAAACCCAAAAAGAGAAGAAGAAGGAGAAAGAAAGUUGAGAUGAACAAUGAAAGUGUUCCAAUCAACAAUGGUCAGGCACCAGCUACAGACAACCAGAUUUCUAGCAUGCCCUCCAUGAUGCCAAGUAAUCCUACCGAUAUGCAGCAAAUGUAUCUCCUACAGAUGCAACACCUACAAGGCAUGCACAUGGCAUUGUUUGCCAACGCCAUGGCAAAUCAGACAUAUCCAAAUGCAACGGGGGCCAAAUACAAUACUCCUGCUACAACUUCCAAUGGGCUGCCCCCUACCUUUGGAUAUGGAAAUCCAAUGAACAUGUUCCCACGGGCAUCUCAGCCACAGGUGUUUCCCCCUGUUUCCCAGAGCGGAUUCCUCAACCCAACCAUAGAGACGAAUAGACCCAUGGACUUAAGUGUGGAAAAAUAGUGUUGUUUUUUUUUACCCCUCAGCAGUUGAAAAUUGCUUGCUCAGAAUAUAAGAUUCCACAACAC